Dryobates pubescens (Downy woodpecker) is the source of this 2868-nucleotide messenger RNA. RefSeq names its product zinc finger and BTB domain containing 16 (gene ZBTB16). The transcript has 6 exons. Gene Ontology annotation, molecular function: DNA-binding transcription factor activity, RNA polymerase II-specific; protein binding; RNA polymerase II cis-regulatory region sequence-specific DNA binding. Gene Ontology annotation, cellular component: nucleus. Gene Ontology annotation, biological process: regulation of transcription by RNA polymerase II. Lineage: Eukaryota; Metazoa; Chordata; Aves; Piciformes; Picidae. The record is from RefSeq and is a predicted model, not a curated record. Bases 389 to 2410 code for a protein of 673 amino acids.
GGGGCUCAGCUGCCUGGCCCGGCCCCGCGGGGGGAACGGGACGCGCGGAGCCGGGCGGCGGGGGGGGGAGCUCGCCCCUUCCCCGGGCGGCUCCGUCAGCGGCUGCGUCGCCGAGCCCAGCACAGAAACUUUUCGGCGAGUGUCGGCAGGCUGCGGGCUAAUCUCGCUCUUCUCCGUCUCCUCCUCUUCUUCUUUUUCUCUCUCUAUUCUUCUCUCCUACCUCUGCUCUCCCUCUCCUCCUCUUCUUCCUCUUUUUUCCAUCUUUUCUCCCCACGACCCACACCGCUCCUCUCCCCCUUCCUUUUGUCUCCGCAGAUAUCGGCACACAAAGCUGGUCCCAGAUUUGAGCGGCGGCGAGGCCCCCUGAUGAGCCAGCCUGGGGAGCACCAUGGAUCUGACUAAGAUGGGCAUGAUCCAGCUGCAGAACCCCUGCCACCCCACCGGGCUGCUGCACAAAGCCAACCAGAUGCGCCUGGCGGGGACGCUCUGUGACGUGGUCAUCAUGGUGGACAGCCAGGAGUUCCAUGCACACCGGACAGUGCUGGCCUGCACCAGCAAGAUGUUUGAGAUCCUCUUCCAUCGCAACAGUCAGCAUUACACCUUGGACUUCCUCUCGCCAAAGACCUUCCAGCAGAUCCUGGAGUAUGCCUACACUGCCACCCUGCAGGCCAAGGUCGAAGACCUGGAUGACCUGCUCUAUGCUGCCGAGAUCCUGGAAAUCGAGUACCUGGAGGAGCAGUGCCUGAAGAUCCUGGAGACCAUCCAGGCCUCCGAGGACAACGAUACUGAGGUCACCAUGGCCGAUGGAGCCACUGCCACCACCACUGAGGAAGAGGAGGAGAGGAAGUCAAGAUACAUCAAGGGUCUCUUCAUCUCCAAGCCCACUGGUGAGGAGAGCAGCUACGCCAGCACAGCCUGCCAGAGCCUGCCCGGAGCUGCAGCACAGCAGAGCCCCUCAUCCUCUGCUUCCUUUGGCCCCCUCUCUGCCAUGAGUCCCACCAAGGCGGCGGUGGACAGCUUGAUGACCAUCGGGCAGUCGCUGCUGCAGGGCGCUCUGCCCUCCGCUGCCCCCGAGGACUCGCGCCCCAGCAGCCGCCGUCCCCCCGGCCUCACUGAGGUCAAAACUGAAGCGAUGCAGGUGGACGAUGCCUCUGGCCAUGACAGCCCGCAGACGGCUGAGCCCGGGGCCUCCAGUGGGGAGAAGCCAGAUGAGAAGGGCAAGGAAGGACCUGGCACCCCGACCCGCAGCAGCGUCAUCACCAGUGCCCGCGAACUGCACUACACCCGCGAGGAGGGUGCCGAGCCACCACCCGAGGCCGGCCAGGGGCUGCCUCUGGGUCCGGAGCCCUCUGCCACAGUUGCCCAGGGCGAGAAGCCCAUGGGCAUCUACACCCUGCUGCCGAACCACAAGACUGAGUCGGUGCUUGGUGUGCCGCCGGCUGUGGCGUCUGCCCUGCACGUGCAGCCGGCUCUGGCUGUCUCCAUGGACUUCAGUGCCUAUGGGGGGCUGCUGCCCCAGGGCUUCAUCCAGCGGGAGCUCUUCAGCAAGCUGGGGGAGCUGGCGGCCGGCAUGAAGACAGAGAGCAGAGCACUGGGCGAGCAGUGCAGUGUGUGCGGGGCAGAGCUGCCAGACAACGAGACCCUUGAGCAGCACAGGAAGCUGCACAGCGGGAUGAAGACCUACGGAUGUGAGCUGUGCGGGAAGCGGUUCCUGGACAGCUUGCGGCUGCGAAUGCACUUACUGGCUCACUCAGCGGGCGCCAAGGCCCUGGUCUGCGAUCAGUGCGGUGCUCAGUUCUCGAAGGAGGAUGCGCUGGAGACGCACCGGCAGACACACACCGGGACGGACAUGGCUGUGUUCUGCCUGUUGUGCGGGAAGCGGUUCCAGACACAGAGUGCCCUGCAGCAGCACAUGGAGGUGCAUGCCGGGGUGCGGAGCUACAUCUGCAGCGAGUGCAACCGCACCUUCCCCAGCCACACUGCGCUCAAGAGGCACCUCCGCUCCCACACAGGUGACCACCCGUACGAGUGCGAGUUCUGUGGCAGCUGCUUCCGCGACGAGAGCACGCUGAAGGGCCACAAGCGCAUCCACACUGGCGAGAAGCCCUACGAGUGCAACGGCUGCGGCAAGAAGUUCAGCCUCAAGCACCAGCUGGAGACCCACUAUCGGGUCCACACAGGCGAGAAGCCCUUUGAGUGCAAGCUGUGCCACCAGCGCUCCCGGGACUACUCAGCCAUGAUCAAACACCUCCGGACCCACAACGGUGCUUCCCCCUACCAGUGCACCAUCUGCCUGGAGUACUGCCCCAGCCUCUCCGCCAUGCAGAAGCACAUGAAGGGCCACAAGCCGGAGGAGAUCCCAACCGACUGGCGGAUAGAGAAGACCUACCUCUACCUCUGCUAUGUCUGAGGGAGGUGGCGCAGGGGCGGUGGGGCCGAGUGGCGGAGGAGGACUGGGCAAAAAAACAACCACCAAACCGCAGCGUCCACGGCCUUGUUUCUUUUUGGUUCUUGUUCAUUGCUUCUCGCCCAAAGGAUCCUGCGGCUUGCGCUGGAAUGGGGGGAUGCACCAGCCCCCGCCGCCUCUGCAUGCCCUCCCCGGCCGCCCUUGCUGUGGGGGGCUCUCUCCCCUUGCUCCCUGGCUGGCCUCUCCAUCACUGCUGGCAUUCGCCCCCAGCACUGCUGGGAAGACCACGUAGGAAAGACGAAAGUGUGCACCGGCAUCACCAGUGCACUGGGAAGGCUUCUGGUGUUCUCUGUCACCACGCGGACCCCACUGUGGAUGCCCUGCUGAGGACCCAAGCUCAUACAUGGGGCACAGCCCUGCAUGGGGCUCAGCCCCUGUUACAGGAGGGUUCCUGCACCGUU